UACGUAAGUCUUCACUAAAUCUUUUCCAACUUUUUCAGUGCUUAUUAGCAUUCUUUAUACACAGUUUUUCUCAUGCUCUUGUGCUAAGUGCUAAAUCAUAUGUUCUUAUGCAUAAGUAUUUGAUUUUGUUUUUCUUGUCAGGCAUCAUGAUUUCUAGAUUACUCUUCAUAUUCUUUGCCCUUGUGGUGACAAAUUCAAUGUCUAUGAUGGUUCAAAAGACCUACAUUGUUCACAUGGACAGAACCAAAAUUAGAGCCUCAAUUCAUUCUCAAGACAUCACAAAACCAUGGUUUGAAUCAGUCAUUGAUUCCAUUUCUGAAUCUUCAACACAAGAAGAACAAGAACAAGAGAUUCUACCUCCCCGGCUUCUUUAUGUAUAUGAAACCAACAUGUUUGGUUUCGCGGUGUGCCUUUCGCAGAAACAACUCGAAUCCUUGAGCAAAGUCGAUGGCUUCCUUUCAGCAUUACCUGAUGAACUAUUAACCCUUCACACAACACACACUCCAAAUUUUCUUGGCCUAAAGAAUGGAAUAGGCCUUUGGAGUGCUCAAAAUUUGGCCUCAGAUGUAAUAAUUGGCAUCAUCGAUUCGGGGAUUUGGCCGGAACACAUCAGUUUCAAAGAUUCAGGGUUGUCCUCUGUACCUUCUCAUUGGAAAGGUAUUUGUGAACAGGGCACAAAAUUCUCUGCUUCAAAUUGCAACAAGAAACUCAUUGGUGCAAGGACUUAUCUCAAAGGGUACGAAAAAUCCGUCGGGAAGAUCAACGACACGGCGGAUUAUCGUUCCCCUCGAGACUCCAUAGGGCACGGAACACACACUGCUUCGACCGCAGCCGGUAGCUUGGUGAAGAAUGCAAGCUUCUAUGGCCUUGCUAGUGGCUCAGCAAGUGGAAUGAGGAAAACUUCAAGAAUUGCAGCCUAUAAAGCUUGUUGGCCUGCUGGAUGUGUUAAUUCGGACAUACUCGCCGCCAUGGACCAAGCAGUUUCCGAUGGAGUUGAUGUGUUAUCACUCUCUUUAGGUGGAUUUCCCAAACCUUACUAUGGUGAUAGCAUCGCCAUAGCCUCGUUUGGUGCAGCGAAAAACGGUGUUUUUGUUUCUUGCUCUGCAGGUAAUUAUGGACCUCACCCGUCUACGGUUGGAAAUAGCGCGCCAUGGAUCAUGACAGUUGCAGCCAGCUACACUGACAGAACGUUUCCGACGAAAGUAAGGCUCGGCCGCGGAGAAGUUUUCCGAGGAUCUUCGCUGUACCAUGGAAGAAAAACAAGUCAAUUGCCUCUUGUUUAUGCAAAAUCAGCAGGUGCUAAUAAAGAAGCACAAUACUGCACAGAAAAUUCACUUGAUCAAAAUCUUGUUAAGGGGAAAAUUGUUGCUUGUGAGAAAGGACUAAACAGCAGAACUGAGAAGGGAAUGGUGGUUAAAAUGGCCGGUGGUGCCGGAAUGAUACUACUCAACUCAGAGAGCCAAGGAGGUGAGCUUCUUGCUGAUCCUCACAUAUUGCCAGCAACUUCAUUAGGUGCCUCAGAAAGUAGCAUUGUUAGAAACUAUAUCCGAACUUCGAAAAAUACACCAACGGCCUCAAUUUCCUUCCUAGGGACAAAAUAUGGCGAGCCUGCGCCGGCUAUGGCGGCGUUUUCUUCUAGAGGGCCAAACUAUUUUGGACUUGAUGUGAUUAAACCGGAUGUUACUGCUCCCGGUGUGAACAUUUUGGCGGCGUGGCCGGCGAAAGUUAGCCCAAGUUUGCUGAAAAGUGACAAAAGAAGUGUUAUGUUUAACAUUAUUUCAGGCACUUCAAUGUCAUGUCCUCAUGUUAGUGGCAUAGCUGCAUUGAUCAAAUCUGUUCAUAAAGAUUGGUCUCCUGCAGCCAUAAAAUCUGCAUUGAUGACUACUGCAUACAUAUUGAACAAUAAAGGCGAUCCGAUCAGGGAUGCCGGAUCGAAUAAUUCGGCUUCUGCUACUCCUUUUGCUUUUGGUUCUGGCCAUGUUAACCCAGAAAGUGCAUCUGAUCCAGGUUUAGUAUAUGAUAUAAACACACAAGAUUAUUUAAAUUACUUGUGUAGCCUUAACUAUACAGAUUCUGAGAUUGCUUUGGUAUCAAGAGAGAAUUUUGUGUGUCCUAAAAACUCAGUUCUUCAAGCUGGUGACUUGAAUUACCCUUCAUUUUCUGUUCUAUUUGAUAGAGUGGGACAAAAUUCUAGUGUGACAUACAAGAGAGUUGUCACAAAUGUUGCAAAAUCACAAAGUGCUAAUUAUGUGGUUAAUGUUGAACAGCCAAGGGGAGUUUCAGUUACUGUUGAACCAAGGAAACUGAAAUUUGAGAAAAUGGGACAGAAAUUGAGCUAUAGUGUGACAUUUUCUUCAAUUGGAAAAAGAUUAAGAGAUGCUGGUUCCAAUUCAUUUGGGUCACUGACUUGGGUUUCUGGAAAAUAUUACAAGGUUAGAAGUCCUAUUGCUGUAACAUGGCAAUAGAAAAUUUGAGAAGAGGAUUUAGGGAACUUCACUUGAUUGGAUGAAUCCAUCACAUUAUUGGUGUUGAAAAUAACAUGCUAUUAGUUUAGCAUCAU
Messenger RNA from Arachis duranensis, 2560 nucleotides. RefSeq names its product subtilisin-like protease SBT1.1. The transcript is spliced from 2 exons. Gene Ontology annotation, molecular function: serine-type endopeptidase activity. NCBI's taxonomy places the organism in Eukaryota, Viridiplantae, Streptophyta, Magnoliopsida, Fabales, Fabaceae. Bases 108 to 2465 code for a protein of 785 amino acids. Gene Ontology annotation, biological process: proteolysis. The record is from RefSeq and is a predicted model, not a curated record.